UGUAACGCUAAUGACCACCGCGCCAGCCUCCCGUUCAAGUCCUUGAGCGUCAUAAGCCAUUGCAGGCUUGCAUGGUCGGUAACGAUCGUGAACGGCAUGAACUCCACAUAGGGACGGAAUCUUUCUACGGCUUUUACUGCUGCGAGACACUCUUUUUCCGUUACGCUGUAAUUGAGUUGUGCUCCUCUCAGCUUCGCCGAAAAGAAUGCUAUUGGCCGGUCCGAUCCUUCGACGUCUUGCUGGUAUAAUACUGCCCCAAUUCCUACAUGGCUGGCGUCACACUGUAUCCAGAAGUGUUUUCCAAAGUCUGGAUGAGCUAAUACCGGCGCACAGGCAGUCCGUGAGCGGCGCACUUACACCGGAGAAAUUUUGGAUGAAUCUGCGAUACCAGCCUGCGGUUCCUAAGAAGCUGCGUAGUUGUCGCGUAUUUUUGGGCACCUCUAUCUGCAUAAUCGCCUCAACUUUCAUCGGAUCCGUCCGCAAGGCCCCAUCACCGAUCCCAAAUAUCGCAAGUAUUUAAAACAAAAUUUUGACUUGUGUAGCCCGAUCGUCAAAUUUGCUUUAUUCAAACACUCUGCCACUUCUUUCAGCAACAUGCAGUGUUCUUCGAAAGUCUUGGAUAUCAUCAGCAAGUCAUCCAAGUAUACAAAGACGCGGCUGCAAAGACGCUGUGGGAUUACCUUGUCCAUUACCCUACACAACCUUUGAGCCGAAUUACAUAAUCCGAAUGGCAUCCGUCGAAACUGAUAGAGUGGCCUUCCAGGUAUUGUGAAAGCGGUCAAGGGACGACUUUUCUCAUCGAGUUCCA
This is a messenger RNA of Drosophila subpulchrella, 808 nucleotides long. RefSeq lists its product as uncharacterized. The record is from RefSeq and is a predicted model, not a curated record. Lineage: Eukaryota; Metazoa; Arthropoda; Insecta; Diptera; Drosophilidae. The transcript has 2 exons. Bases 206 to 520 code for a protein of 104 amino acids.